UUCUCGGCGGUCGGCGUCCAUCGUCAGCCCCCGCUCGUAUUUCCACAGUCCCCAAAUUUCGCACCACAAACCUGAGAGAGUCCGGUCCAAUCCAAUCCAGAUGGGCAAUUCGUGCUGCUGCUGCUGCACCUGGGUAGACCAAGCGACGAUAGGCGUCUUGGAGAGGUGGGGCCGGUUCGAGAGGCUCGCCGAACCCGGUUUCCACCUCCUGAACCCGUUGGCCGGUCAAUGGGUCGCCGGUAUCCUCUCCACCAGGAUCGCCUCCCUCGACGUCCGCAUCGAGACCAAAACCAAGGAUAAUGUCUUCGUGCAAUUGGUGUGCUCGAUACAAUACAGGGUAGUGAGAGAGAACGCCGAUGAUGCGUUUUAUGAGCUGCAAAACCCCAAAGAGCAGAUUCAAGCUUAUGUCUUUGAUGUGGUUAGGGCUCUGGUGCCGAGAAUGACGUUGGACGAGCUCUUUGAGCAGAAGGGUGAGGUUGCGAAAGCGGUGUUGGAGGAACUUGAGAAGGUUAUGAGAGAAUAUGGUUACAGCAUAGAGCACAUACUGAUGGUUGACAUUAUACCUGAUGCCUCUGUCCGCAAGGCAAUGAACGAAAUCAAUGCAGCUCAAAGGCUCCAGCUUGCCAAUGUAUACAGAGAAGCAGAGAAGGUGCUUCAAGUGAAAAGAGCAGAAGCUGAAGCAGAGGCCAAGUACCUUGGCGGAGUUGGUGUUGCCAGGCAGAGGCAGGCAAUCACCGAUGGAUUAAGAGAGAACAUCUUGAAUUUCUCAGGCAAGGUGGAAGGCACCUCGUCAAAGGAGGUGAUGGAUAUGAUCAUGAUCACACAGUACUUUGACACGAUGAAAGACCUUGGGAACUCAUCGAAAAACACUACAGUUUUUCUACCCCAUGGUCCGGGUCACAUUAGGGACAUCGGUGAUCAAAUACGCAACGGCCUAAUGGAGGCAUCUAGUGCUCAGCUAAAUGCCGAGUAAAUAUGACCUUUUGGGCACGAACGGGUUAAGGUUGUUACAUAAGACAUAGUUUAUAACUUUAUGUAAUCCGAUCGGCUUCGUUUAAUUUUGUUUGCAUUUCUUUUGGAGUGAAGAUCAUGGUAUUCUUACACCAUGACGAUGAUGUGUAUAUAUAAAGAAGUCGUAAUGCAGCCCGAUAUAUGUAUAGCUCUAAAUGAAGUAUUUAUUUUGAAUAAAUUGUAUUUUUUUGUUCUAAA
Pyrus x bretschneideri (Chinese white pear) is the source of this 1209-nucleotide messenger RNA. RefSeq names its product hypersensitive-induced response protein 4. Lineage: Eukaryota; Viridiplantae; Streptophyta; Magnoliopsida; Rosales; Rosaceae. The record is from RefSeq and is a predicted model, not a curated record.